ACCGUUUGGGUUCAAAGUUCAAUUAGUUGAUAACAUUUUAAAAAGUAAACACGAUUGAGUGAGAGAAAAAAAGAAAGAUUCAUCCUGUAUUUUAUUGUUGUUUUAGUGUUACUAUUCGAAUGCUGUUUUCAUUAUCUAAGACAGCAACAUUUCUUUUUAAGUUUGUUCAUAAAAGAAGUUUGUCACGACGCCACUAUAACAGUAAGAUGCGAUUUGUUCAGUACGUAGUAAAAAAUGUUGGUACUCGUGGAGUAGGAGUUGAACUUGGAGAGAAUGGAAACAUCGUAAAUCUAUCCAAGUUUGAUUCAUCUUUACCAAGUUGUAUGAGAGAUUUCAUUGCUUGCGGGCCGUCGGCUCUGGCGCGAGCACAAAGUGCUGUUGAAAGUGGACGUCAUAUAAUUGAACGUGAUGAGGUUAGGUUGUUAAGUCCGAUUGACAAUCCAGAGAAGUUGAUUUGCAUCGGCAUGAAUUACUAUGAUCACUGUGCUGAACAAAAUCUUCCUGUGCCUAAAGAACCAGUUGUCUUCAGUAAAUUCAAUACCUCUAUAAUUGGUCCAGAAGAUAAUAUUGAGUAUCCUAAAGAAACAGAGGAAUUAGAUUGGGAAGUUGAAUUGGCUGUAAUAGUGGGUAAAGAAGGAAAAAACAUACCAAAAGAAUCUGCCAUGGAUUAUGUGUUUGGCUACACUGUUGCCCACGAUGUAAGUGCAAGAGAUUGGCAGCUCAAGCGUAAUGGAAAUCAGUUUCUUAUUGGGAAAAGCAUGGAUGGAUUUUGUCCCCUUGGACCAGCCAUUGUCACUAAAGAAGAUUUAAGUGAUCCUCACAAUCUUAAAAUUUGGACUAUUGUAAAUGGUAAAACUAAACAGUCCAGCAAUACAAGUGAAAUGGUUUUCAAAACAGAGGAAAUCAUCUCUUAUUUGUCUAGAUUUUUUACACUCAAGCCAGGAGACACAAUUCUAACAGGAACACCACCUGGUGUUGGAGUGUUUCGGAAUCCACCAGAAUUCUUACAGACUGGGGAUGUUGUUCAUGUUGGAAUAGAACGGAUUGGCACCAUUAAAACUCUUAUUGCUUGAAACAGAAACUGUUAAAAACAGAAUUAGUAUUAGCCAGAUGUUAUGUCUAUAGUAUAUAUAUAUGCAUUUUAUCUUUUCUACUAACUACUCCUGAUAACUACUGCCAAAAUAUAUUUAGUUUAGCACAAGUUAUUUAGUCUUAGUUCAUUAGUCUGCAUUGUUCAUAUGUUUGUUGCUUGUAAGAUGAUGGUUUUUUGUAUCUGUAACACAUUCAUGGUGUGGGGAAUAUUUAUGUGAUCAGUUAAGAUUUCUUCAGUAUUACAUA
Physella acuta is the source of this 1338-nucleotide messenger RNA. RefSeq names its product fumarylacetoacetate hydrolase domain-containing protein 2. Lineage: Eukaryota; Metazoa; Mollusca; Gastropoda; Physidae. Gene Ontology annotation, molecular function: catalytic activity. The record is from RefSeq and is a predicted model, not a curated record.